Messenger RNA from Aspergillus niger, 1410 nucleotides. RefSeq lists its product as uncharacterized. The record is from RefSeq and is a predicted model, not a curated record. Gene Ontology annotation, molecular function: dihydrolipoyllysine-residue succinyltransferase activity. The coding region runs from base 1 to 1410 and encodes 469 amino acids. Lineage: Eukaryota; Fungi; Ascomycota; Eurotiomycetes; Eurotiales; Aspergillaceae. The transcript has 11 exons. Gene Ontology annotation, cellular component: oxoglutarate dehydrogenase complex. Gene Ontology annotation, biological process: tricarboxylic acid cycle.
AUGGCUUCUCGAUUACCGUUUCAUCGCCUCUCUGGGCAACACCUGAGGACUCUUCAUCGAAACAACAGCGUUUCCCGCAGCCUCCACAUCGGCCGCGCCAGAAGCUUGACGUCUGUUGCACUCCAGAAGAGCGUUAAUGGUUCUCUCAAGUCAAGCGCGAGUCUCCAGCAGGUUACGGCUCUGGGGCCCAAAAUGUCUCGCUUCAGUAUCGCUCCUUUCGGGGCUACUCAGGUGCGGACUUAUGCGGACACUGUUGUCAAGGUUCCGCAGAUGGCGGAAUCGAUCACCGAAGGGACAUUGAAGCAAUUCUCCAAACAGAUCGGUGACUACGUUGAACGGGACGAGGAGAUCGCAACCAUUGAGACUGACAAGAUUGAUGUAUCCGUUAAUGCCCCUGAAUCCGGUACCAUCAAGGAGUUCCUCGUGAGCGAGGAAGACACCGUCACAGUUGGACAGGACCUUGUCAAAUUGGAGCUUGGUGGCGCCCCUGAAACCAAGAAGGAAGACGCAACUGAAAAGCCGGCCGCGCCAGCUGCUGCUGACAAGCCCACGGCUUCCGAACCUGAGAAACCUAAGGCACCCGAGGCACCCCAGUCUUCCUCCCAGAAGGCCACACCUCCGGAGCCCAGUCCCUCAAAGAAAACAGAGCCGGCAGCUACAAAGCCGCAGGUCUCCGAAGAUGCGAAGCCCAGCGUUGGGGGUCGCGAAGAGCGGAGGGUGAAAAUGAACAGGAUGAGAUUAAGAAUCGCGGAACGUCUGAAGCAGUCCCAGAACACGGCAGCUUCUCUCACCACAUUCAACGAAGUCGACAUGUCCUCUCUGAUGGAGUUCCGCAAGCUGUACAAGGACGAUGUAUUGAAGAAGACUGGUGUCAAACUCGGAUUCAUGAGUGCCUUUUCUCGCGCUUGCGUUCUUGCCAUGAAAGACGUUCCUGCUGUUAAUGCCUCCAUUGAAGGUCCCAAUGGUGGGGACACUAUCGUUUAUCGUGAUUACGUGGAUAUCAGUGUGGCCGUUGCCACUGAGAAAGGACUCGUGACACCAGUGGUCCGCAAUGCGGAGACCAUGGACCUCGUUGGCAUUGAGAAAGCAAUCGCGGAUCUUGGCAAGAAGGCUCGUGACAAUAAGUUGACUAUCGAGGACAUGGCUGGAGGCUCUUUCACCAUUAGCAAUGGCGGAGUUUUUGGCUCUCUGAUGGGAACUCCCAUUAUUAAUCUCCCACAGACAGCUGUUCUCGGACUCCACGCAAUCAAAGACAAGCCGGUGGCUGUGAACGGUAAAGUUGAAAUUCGCCCUAUGAUGUAUCUUGCCCUGACUUACGAUCACCGACUCUUGGACGGCCGUGAGGCUGUGACUUUCUUGGUUAAGGUCAAGGAAUACAUUGAAGACCCCCGUCGGAUGCUGCUGGGGUAG